AUGCUGGAAUUUGACGGAAAUUCGUCUGCUAUACGGACAGUGACGUCACACUACGGACAAGUCACCACUGGCGGAAAUAUUUCCCCUUGGCUUGCAAGAGUGCCAUCUGACAACACCAAGGCCUAUUGCCAAUUCUGCCAUAAGCACCUUAGUGCCGAGAUCUCAUCCAUUAAACGCCACCGGGAGUCAAGGCAGCACGUGAGUCUCGAGGAGAGACGGAAGGCAACUGCAGAGGCUCAGAGCUCGGCAUACGAGGAUGCAGCAUCCAGGAGAGAGGAUGAUGCAAUGGCAUUCUCUGUGGCUUAUGCAACUGUGCUCUUCAUCAUGUUCUUAGCAGAGCAUAACUUGCCAUUUAGCCUGUGUGAUGGGAUGAUCGAUCUUCACAAGAAGAUGUAUCCUGACUCCCGUAUAGCAGCAGAAAUGGUGCUACAUAGGAAAAGGGGUGCAGCUAUUACUAGCAGGAUGGGAGACUUGGUGAAAGAAAAGUUAAUUUGCAAGCUAAAACAAAAUAAAUUUAGCCUCAUCAUAGAUGAAACUACCGAUUGCUCAUUAACUAAAACUUGCGCCAUACUGGCAAGAUAUUUUGACCAACAGAAAAUUGCUGCAAAACAGAAUGCUAGAUAUGGUUAA
Penaeus monodon (black tiger shrimp) is the source of this 630-nucleotide messenger RNA. RefSeq lists its product as uncharacterized. The transcript is spliced from 3 exons. Bases 1 to 630 code for a protein of 209 amino acids. NCBI's taxonomy places the organism in Eukaryota, Metazoa, Arthropoda, Malacostraca, Decapoda, Penaeidae. The record is from RefSeq and is a predicted model, not a curated record.